UUUCCUCCCCCCCUUCUACCCUUUCUCCCCCUCUCUCUCUCCACUUUCUCUCUCCUCAUAAACGAUCUAAUUUAUCACAGAGGUAAGAAAACGAAGAAGAUAAAUACCCAUCAAAUUUCACGUUUGAUUGAAAUUCCCUCUCCUUCGAAUCCUAUCUCAGGUGAUUUUUCCCCUUUUGUAAUCUUGUAAUUGUAAUAGUAAACCCAGAAAUUUGACAAAUAAUGCGAAAAAACCCUAAUUUGUUUAGGAAAACACUGUGAUUUCUAUCGGGGAACACAGGAACAAAAAAAUCCAAAAAUAAAGCAAAAAGAUUGAAUCUUUGGUUUGAGUAGUUCAUCAUUUUCGAAAUGUUUGUCUGAGGUUGCUAUUAUUGGAAUUCAACGUGGUUUUAAGGUUAGGAUUUCUUGAUUUAGAAGUUGAGUUUGAAAUUUGAUUUGAAGAUGAUGAGUGCUGCGGUAUAUAUAUGUUUAUGUUGAGCUCAAAUUAAGGAGAUUGUGGUUUGUGAUUUUGUUUUAAGAAUUUAUUGUGAAGUAAUUGUAGUUUUGAUUGUAGAUUGAUUAAUUUGACUAGAUCAAGAAGUGGGAUGAACUUAAUUUGAACUCUUUAGGGUUUGUGGAUUGGAAAUAUAAUUGAUUGUUUUUUACAAGAUGGGUUUUUGAUUUCUGGAGAGAAGCAAUGGUUUUGAAGCGAAUGGUGAUGAGUUAUUGAAUGGUGAGAGGCUUUGAGUAGAAAGUGGGAGUUGGAAAACUGGUUUCUGCUUGAACUUUGCUGAACAAGGGGAGGAUAUUUUGCUUUCGAUAUCGUGCGGUUGCGGGUCUUCUGAGUUCAUUUGCCGGUUUUACCUCAACAAUUUUAGUUUGGAGGGUGGUGCAAUCGGUUGAGAUCGUUGUGGAAGUGUAUUCUUAUAUUUGUCUACCAUGUCUGACGCAAGUUCUGGAGUUGAGGAGCAACUCUCGGCGGUCCAGUCGGAGGAUUCAACUGCUACAUCCUCAAAGAAACCGAGCAGAUCAUAUACAAGAGAGUUCCUUUUGUCAUUGAGUGAGUUGGAAGUUUGUAAAAAGUUACCUAAGGGGUUUGAUGAAUCACUUCUGAGUGAUUUUGAUGAUGCACCCACCCAUGAUCGUCAACGUGUCUUAGGAAGUUCAUUACUGCACGGUUAUAAGAGAACUGACUAUGGAUCAUCCAUGCCAGCUAAAGGGGAUUCGGGUAAUUUUUCUAGAGGACCGAACAGGUGGGAUAGUCGUUCAAGCGUACGAAGUGAUACUGAUUCAGAUUCAGAGUCUGGAAGGCGUUAUGGAAGCCAGACAAGGAGGUCAUGGCAGAGCCCCCCUGAACAUGAUGGUCUUCUUGGAAGUGGCUCUUUUCCAAGACCUGCUGGAUAUGCAGCAGGUGCACCAGUUCCAAGGUUUCGUCCUCCUAAUGAGAACACUCAUCUUAACAGGAGCAAUGAACCAUAUCAUCCUCCUCGUCCAUAUAAGGCAGCACCUCACUCUCGAAGGGAAGCAAAUGACUCUUUUAAUGAUGAAACAUUUGGCUCAGCUGAUGAUACCAGUGAGGAUAGGGUUGAAGAGGAGAAAAAGCGAAGAGCUGAGUUUGAACUCAUGAGGAAGGAGCAGCAAAAGGCUCUUCAAGAGAAACAGAAAUCGAGUCAAGGCAAGACAGGGGAUGCCUUUUCAGAGAUGGCAUUGCUGGAAAAUCCCAGUGAUGAUAAGAUUUCCACUGACUUGGAUAAAGUAUCAAAACCAACUCCACGAGAAGACUCCAGCAAGCUUUCAGUUUCCUCGCAUGCACCUCCAUCCAGACCACUUGUUCCUCCAGGUUUUGUGAGUAGUGUUGUUGAUAAGAGCUCCACGGCCAAGUCGUCUCUGGUGCAUGCUGAAUCAAUAGAGAUUGGAAAAUCAGAACCAGAAGACAAUCAUCAGGAUUUAAACAACAAAGCUCAGGAAAGAAAUUUUCUUGACCUUCACAAUCAGGCGAGUGGCACAUCUGAUAUUAAGGCAGCAAAAGCGCUGGACUUAUCUUCAAUUAUUCAAGGUUCUGAUCAUUCAAAGGCUCCAAGACUUCCUGAUGCUAAUGAGGUCCUUGAGAAUGGUGAAAUAUUGGGACUUGGUUUUGGGGUUACUGGGCCUAAGCUACUGGGUGAACCUGCUCGUUCAACAUCCAUUUUAGAUAAGCUAUUUGGCAAUGCUGUAACAUCUAGCAAUUCAUUAACGGCCAGCAAUGGUAGCACAUCCAACUUUGUUGAGGAUGAUGCUAAGACAGAUGAUAUUUGGAGCUCUAAUAAGUUGCAAUCCAAAUUUUCUCGUUGGUUUCCUGAAGAAGGAGAUCUAUCGUCUGAGAAGCCAAAUAAUCUGCUGUCAUUAAUUGGUGGUGGUGAAAAAGGGGGAUCCAAUGUGCCUGACACUUCAGCAUUGGGAUCAAUUUUUACUUCAGAGACUGGUUUGGGGCACAAAACGCCCAAUUCAGCGUCUUCUCCAGGGGAGAUAUCGGGGCAGUAUUCUAAUAGUUUUGUUACAGAAGCAAAGCCUGCUGUGCUAACUUGUGAAGAUCUUGAGCAAUCAAUUCUUUCAGGAAUUAGUGGAGAAAGUUCAAAUUCUCUGUUUUCUGGGAAUAAGCAUCAUGCUUUAGAGAUGAAAGCUAGACACCCUCGUAAUGAUAUCGACAAUCAAGCUUCACACCAUCUUCUUUCCUUGCUGCAGAAAGGAGGGUCACAAGAUGUAGUGCCAAUCACAGGUGUUGAGAAAAGACCUAAUAAACCACAUGAGGAUCACGAGGUUGGCAAAUUAGGUAAACUUGAUGGCAAUGUAAUUGACGCUGAUGGGGUAAAUAAUCCAGGAAACUCAUUGACCCUCGAGUCUCUAUUUGGGACUGCAUUCAUGACAGAAUUGCACUCUGCCCAAAGAAGUGUAACUGGCUCUGCAAGAAGUGAUGUUUCAAAUAAUUUGCCCUUUCCUCCUACAAUGAACGAAAAUGGACUGAAUCAAUUUGCACCAAAUGAUAGAGUUCCCAAGUCGGAUAAAGUAGGAGAUUGGCUAGGGUUUAAUGAUGCUCUAAAGGAAGCUGAACUCUCUAAGCAACCUGCUGAAGUUGAAUCUAAAUUUGGUUGCAUUGAUAGGGGAAUUGAUGUAGCACUCCCUGAAGAAGAUAGCUUAAUAAAUCUCAUUGAUCCUAUGACUGCUGAGAACUCCAUGAUGCGCAAUUCAGGUUCAUCUAACUUAGACUUCCCACCCCCAUCGUCACGCAUGUCGGCUGAUGUUUUUGAGAAACUAGCAGCACUAGGUGGGGCUCUCAAAGAUGAAAGAUCCAUGGUAGGGGGGCAUGACCCACGCUUAUUUCAUGGUCCCUCUGAUAUGCUGAAGACUGAACUUCCAUACCAAAAUAUGCAUCCACAGGCAUCUUCGCCACAGAUCCAUAGCUCCCAAAUGAACCACAACAGACCAUUAUUUCAUGGUUUGGACUCACAACCUGCACAUCUUGAUCCACAGCUAAACUUCAUGCCUCCUGAGGCUAUGAUUCAUCGUGAUGCUCCAACACAUCAUCAGUUUCCUGCAAACAUGGGCCACCCAUCUUUCCAACAUCCUGGGGCUGGUCUUCCAGGGUUUGAUCAUCCCAUUCCUUCUCCAAUCUUGCAACAGAUGCACAUGGCUGGCAAUCUUCCUCCACCUCAUUUGGCUAGGGGAUUUCCUGGUGCUGCACCUAUGCCUCCUCAUCCUAGUCACAGUCCUGCCGGUUACAUUCAGGAGCCUAACUCAAUGCAAAGUUUUCCAUUUGGUCAACGGCAGUCACAAUUUGGUGGUCCUGGAAUGAGCCCAUCAGGUCCCGAGCUUGGUGCUGCUAACAACCCACCUGAGGCAUUUCAAAGACUCUUGGAGAUGGAACUUCGAGCAAAUCCAAAGCAAAUACACCCUUUUGCAGCUGGCAGUCCUAGCCGAGCAAUGUAUGGACAUGAACUGGACACGGGGUUUCGGUACAGAUAGUGUAUUUCGAUUGUGGAUGUAUUUUAAAAGGAAAACAUAUGAUCAUCUUCAUCCCCAGAUGACUUUUGCAGGAUGGGCUGUCUGUGCCUACUGUAAACUGUUAAUAGUGCAGUAAUUUUUAUUUUUUUUUCUUGGCUUCCAACUUCCAACGUCUAGCAUUGAGUUUAUUUUACAUGCUCUUUGUUUUUACACGGGGGAAUUUACUUUUGAAAAGGGUAUGGCUAUAAAUUAUUUCUACUGUCUGAGAGAUUAUUAC
Molecule: messenger RNA, 4233 nt
Organism: Chenopodium quinoa (quinoa)
Lineage: Eukaryota; Viridiplantae; Streptophyta; Magnoliopsida; Caryophyllales; Amaranthaceae
Exons: 10
Coding region: 918-3977 (1019 amino acids)
Source: RefSeq, a predicted model, not a curated record